Molecule: messenger RNA, 2422 nt
Organism: Nasonia vitripennis (jewel wasp)
Lineage: Eukaryota; Metazoa; Arthropoda; Insecta; Hymenoptera; Pteromalidae
Product: KICSTOR complex protein ITFG2
Exons: 6
Coding region: 668-2395 (575 amino acids)
Biological process (GO): regulation of TOR signaling
Cellular component (GO): KICSTOR complex
Source: RefSeq, a predicted model, not a curated record
UUUCACGUUCACCCCACAAUUCAAAAUUAUCUUGUGCUAUUUUCUCAAGAACAGGUUAUGUUAUUUAUUUUGAAAUUUCGAAGUCCAAAACUUUAAAUUGUAUCGCAUAUCGCAAUUUUUUUCGAAUUUUCUUUAUUUAAUGGGAAUCUCGUCCACACUUCGUAGCAUAAUUAUAGGUGUGCCGGUUGGAUUUUUAUUUUUCAAUCAAGUCGGUUACGUUGCUCGAGUUGAGGGAGUUUCAAUGCAACCAGCAUUAAAUCCUGACUUGGAACAAGAAGAUUACGUUUUUUUAAAUCGUUGGGUUGUGCGCGAUAAGAAUAUCAGAAGGGGAGAUAUUGUCACAUUCAAAUCACCAAAGUUUCCAAAUCAAAAACUCAUUAAACGUGUCAUUGGUUUAUCUGGUGACGUUAUACAUACAAUAGGUUAUAGAAAACAAAUACUUCAGGUUCCGGAUGAGCAAUGCUGGGUUGAGGGAGAUCAUACGGGACACUCUAUGGAUUCAAAUACAUUUGGACCAAUUCCACUGGAUAUAAUAACAGCAAAAGCUACAUGCAUUGUAUGGCCACCAAGUCGAUGGCAAAAUUUGGAUAACUUUGUACCCGAUGAUCGAACUCCACUGAAUAGUUCAAGUGCUUUGGCAGCCUAAUAAGUUUUUCAAAUCAACAAAAUGAGGGCAGUAUGUUUUGUAAAGCGAUUGCAAUGGGAUGUGCCUGGAACAUUGUUUAGACAUGGUUUAACAAUCGGUGAUGUUGACAAUGAUGGUGACAAUGAGCUAGUUGUUGGAACUGCAGAGGGUGACUUGUACAUUUUCAAGGGUUUGGAGUUAUGGCAAAAAAUAACAGGCCUAGGUUUAAUAACCAGCGUUGCUAUAGGCGAUAUAUUCAAUUGUGGCAGAAAUGCUUUAAUUGUGAUCUGUGGGGAUGGAUGGGUACACAUCUACUACAGCCCACGCUCUGUUCACCCAAGUCUAAAUACAUUACAUUCUGAAGGAAGUGGUUCUGACAAUGGAGAACAUUUUGAGCAGAAUUUUGCAAAACUUAAAAUAGGUACUCUGAAUUUAACGAAUUUAACUGAGAACGCCAUUCUUGAUCAUAGAAUAAAUUCAAAUCGAUCCGAUGACUCAGUUGGAAAAAUGAAAUGUGUUCAUGUUCAGAGGAUACCAACAAAUACAAAAGUAGUUUUAGUAGCUGAUGUAGAUAAAGAUGGUGCUAAUGAAAUGAUAAUUGGCUUAACAGACAGAGUAGUGAGAUCUUAUAGGUGGUCCAGUAAUGCAGACUUGGGCACUGGAAAAUUGAUAGGACUAAAUAAAUGGGAAUGUGCAAAUCAAAUUGGAACUGUUACAUUACAAGAUGAUUCUGAUGGCACACCAACACUGUUGGUUGCUCAGCCAGGUGGAACUUUUAUGAGAAUCAAGUGUAAUGCAGAUGAUUGUCAGUUGGAUGAUGAUUGCUUUGAUACCAACAGUGAAGCAGCAGCUAGUGGUGUUGAUUAUCAAACCUUGGGCAUUUCAAGAAUGAGGAAUCCCAAUAUAUCAACUGAAAUAUUAGGAAACCUCAAACCUAAAAUAUCAAAUUUUUCUGAUCAUGAUGUCAAAUGCACAUCGACUGAUCAAGAUUUACUCGGAUCGACUUCUUCAAAAGAUUUCCAAGAGGAAAUCGCAUCAGCCAAUGAAACAGACAUAGAUAGGCAGUCUGGAGUUGAUAUGGUGGACGGUAAUCUUAUUGGCGGUAAUAUCGUUUUUGGAGAAUUCGAGAGCAAGAAAGAUCAAAGUCAUUUUCAUUCUUCAUUCAAAACUUCGGACCUCGGUGAUAAAAAUCUGAUCAAAAGAGAUGAUUACGCCAAAUUCGAAGACCACAAGCAGACAGUAAAUACGCAAUCUAAUGUGAAGGAAGACAAUAAAUCUUGGUCCAAUUCAAAAUCGUAUGCCCUGGCUACGCUCGAUGGUACCAUAAUGUUGGUCAAGGACGAGAUAAUACUUUGGUCGAUGCAAGUAGAUCACCACAUAUCGGCCUUGUGUCCAUUGGACGUUACCGGAGACGGAGCGGACGAAAUAAUUGCGUGUACUUGGGAUGGCCAAACUUAUAUACUCGAUCAACAGAGAAACAGCGUCCGCUUUCAAUUCGAGGAGCCAGUGCGAGCUUUCUGCGCUGGAAUGUACAGUGUUUUUCCUCGAUCAAAGAGCCCAUGCCUAGUGUACAAUAAUUUUUUCAACAAGAUUUUCCUCUACUACGACGUCAGUCUUCCCAGCAUGCUGGUAACCGCGCUGAACCCAACGGAGUCUCUGGAAGCAUCGGAGAAGGAGUCGCUGAAGAAGAUUCUCGCCGACUCUCCGGACUGCGAGCACGGCCCGGAGCUGAGGCAGUUGACCGAGUGGCUGUUGUACGGAAUGAGCUGAGAAAUAAAGAGAAAAAGUCAGCAUAUA